CUUAUAAUUCCGAUUUUGAAGUACCAAAUACUUUCGUGUAUUUACAGUUGAGGCCUUAAUUGGUUUAAAAUAUUUAAAAAAUGUAUAAAAUAAUUUAACCGCGUAAGAAUUCAGUAUUUUGAAAACAGUAAACAUUAGCUUCACAGAAAAAUAAUCAUAAUGGAUCGCAAUAAACCGGGAUCCAGUGGGCGGUCUACGAAAAAACCGAUCAACCUGCCGCAGAGUGAGCUGUUUGCUCUUGGUUCCAAAUCCGGUGGCAGCUCACGGGAUGACGUCAAAAGCAAAACCGGCGUAGGAGUAGGGGGCGUUCCGGAACGGAAACGGGACACUCCUGGUUCGCUUGUUAGCACUGCAGCAACGAAGAAAAUCAAAAUUGGUGGUCUAGGAAGUUCCGGUAGCUCAGUCCUGGGAGCAUCUCUGGUCGGUACUAGCAAAUCGUCUUCAGGUGGAGAUAGUUCCAGCUCCAGCAGUGUACUGGAAUAUUGGGAACAAGUAGCAUUGGAUUGUGAAUCGGUGGAUUUGGUUUCUUCGGUGAUGAGCGCCAUAGAUCAGCAGGAUAGCGAUAGCGUCGUUGGUUACAUUUGUGGAGCGAUCAAGCUGCUUAUAUCGCCCAAGUCAAAAUCGGAAUCGGUUUUAUCGCUUUCAUUAUUGUAUUUGGCAAAGGUUCGACCACAUUUGUUUUGUAACGAAACUAUUACAUCUGCAUUGAUUGCGGUUCUCAAGAGAGACAGUCAAAACUCCUUCAAAGGUCGGAAUAAUCCGACGAUACAUAUCUUGGCUUGCAAUCUUCUGGCAAGAGGAUACAGCGAUAAGAAGCAAUGGCCGGAAAGUUUAAUCCGGGCAUACAUUGAAGAUGCAAUUAAUGAUCGUGUUUGGGUGGACUAUGAAGAGUGUGCUCCAUUCACCGAUAACUGUGUUGCUGCUUUCGGCACUAAAAUACCACCGAAAUGGAUGCUCCAGCCAGAGUUAAGCACAUUAAACCCAGCAGCAAGAGAUAAUCCUACUAUAGACGAUGAGCUCUCCACAGACAGUGGAAUGUUUGGCGAUGCACUUGGAAAAGAUCCAGAUGCAAAUCCCCCACGCUUUGCCCACAUACAAGAACAGGUUGAAAAGUUGGUGGUAGAUGCGGCAAAAGACCAGCUUAACCGAAGACAAGCUCCCGAUUGCUCUACCAGAAACUUUUUAAAAUUCCUUUCACUGGCAUCCGGAGUUGCGGAAAUGAGGGCACUGGCAAUUCCUCGUUUAGAGCUAUGGAUUCAUAAUGGUAAACUAAUGAAACCAGCUCAAGAACUGCUUACUUUUAUCUGCUAUAACGUGACCGGUCAAAAUCCCAAAGAUCAUGAAGUUCUUUCCAAUUUGGUGCGGAUGCGGUUGAAAACGAAACCAUUGAUUAAUAUUUUUAUGAUUUGUUUGAAAGAGAUGCUCAACUCGCAAGCGGAAAUUUUGACUAUUAUGCUGAAAUAUGUCAUUCAAAAUGAACUUUCCAAUGCCAGAAAUCCCAACAACAUGGGUAUGUUGGCAACAAUGUUCCAAGCAAAACCGAAGGAAUCUGCCACUCAUCUGGCAGAAAUUUACCAGGAAUGUCUAUUGCAAAGAGAGGAUGUACUUCGCACGUUGCGAGUGUUUCUACGUGAGCUCGUGAAAAUGCUACGAUACGAUAUCGAUUUAAUGGAGUUCUGUAAAGCUUUGCUAACCAAUCGCCAAGAUUUAUCAGCCCAAAUAGCGGCGUUCGAGUUUCGUGAUAGGAUUUUCCAUUCCAUUGUGGAUUUGGUUUGCCUGUGUAUGUUCCUAUCAGUUUCUCCACAAAUUCGCGAAGCUAACGCAUCAAUCCGCAGUGGUCGUGAACAAAAAAGCUCUCCGGUUCUAUCCGCGUUCUAUCAUCAGAUGUCAACUAUUCAAUUUGUUGCCCUAACAUGGAUGCACGGAGUUGUUCCAGUUCUUUACAAACCAUCUCCAGCCGACUUCAAACUUGCCUUCCACAAACUGCUGAUACUAGAUUCUCCAGAAGCUUAUGCUAAAGGAGAUCAAUGGCCUCCUGAGCCAGAACGAGCACCGCUUCUUCGGAUGGUAUCGGAAAUCCCACUUCAACAAAAUUCGAUGCUUCGUAUUAUCCUUAUCGGUAUAACUAAAGACAUUCCCUUUACUAUACCAGAUACUAUGGAGAUAAUCGAACAACUAGUUCGACGAGCUGGAUCUCUGCGUCACAUCGACUAUCCACCCCUGGAAGUGGCAAAUCUGGAAAUCAUCGAUCUCCUAUUUAAAAUGUCCGAAUAUCAUCAUCCGGACAACAUAGUUCUACCGCAAAAUUAUGAACCACCAAAUCUGGCUAUUUCUUCUCUCUACUGGAAAACUUGGAUUAUUCUUUUAUUGAUUUCGUCCCAUAAUCCGUCAGUGUUCGGUUCCUUCUGUUGGCAGCAGUAUCCCAUGCUCCGAACGCUUAUGGAAAUGUGUAUCACCAACCAAAUUGGACCCACAAAACCCUCCGAUGAUGAGCUGCAAGUCGCCACCGCCGAAAAGUCUCAAAUUCUCGAAUUCGAAAACCACCUCGCCUCAACGCCGAUCACCGAACAGAAUAGUUUACUACUGUCUCAGCUUAUUCUCAUGGAUCCAAGAGGUGUAGCCCGGCGUCCACCUAACCAAGUACUGGAGCAAAUCCAGUCCUUAAAUGUGACUCAUCGCUUGGGCCAUCUGCUAUGUCGUAGCCGAAAACCGGACCUUCUGCUGGAAAUUAUUCAACGUCAGGGAACAAGCCAAGCUAUGCCGUGGCUAGCAGAUUUGGUCCAAAACAGUGAUGGUGAUUUCAACCACUUGCCGGUGCAAUGUCUUUGCGAAUUCCUGCUGUCAAAUUCAAGCACCGUUAUCGUGGAGAACAGCAGAGAAGCAGAACUGUUGGAUUACCUGCAAAAAGUCAUACAGGACGAAACCGGAGACCAUCAGGUUAUUUGCGAAAUUCUUGAAUACUUUCUGCGACGAUUGUCUUCGUUCUCUAAUCAAGCUCGAAUGUCUUCAAUUCGAGGCUUGAAGUUAUUAUUAAAGGUGUUUCAAGAAGACAACGAUCCGGUACCCAUUGAAAGUAACAACUCGGACUGGUUGUUGCGUUAUCUGCCCAUGAUUCCUCAUUUUCUGUAUGUUCGAUCCAAUGUGGUUGUACAAUUAAGAGCCGCCUGCCAAGUGGAAAAUUCUCCGGAACUGGUAAUGGUUUACAUCCAGUUUAUUGCUGCUCACACUUCGAUGGACUCGGAAUCGGAUAUGCUAGAGCACGUGAUGGACAUGUCGCAUCUGAUAGUCGAACGUAGCACCAUUUUCUCGCACAUAAUUCCUACUCCGACGGAUCAAAGUGAAGGACGUGUCCAAACUCUCAACUGUUUGUUUGUCAUGUUCAACAAUUUUUUGAUAAAGUUGAGGGAAUUCAAAGUCACACAAUCGUUCACAGAGUAUCAAGAUUUGCUACUGGUACAGUUUGCCGACGAAAGCCAAUGUCAUAUCCAUUUGAAUAUCAUCCAAGCGUUUGUUAUACUGUUGACCCAUUCUGUGUACAUUCCUGUGGCAUCACAAAUUUUGGAUUAUUGGUUUCCCGAAGGUGCACCACCACCUCAAGCGUUCAAUAUCGAGACAUCGGAACCGGUACAAAUAUUACCCGACUGGUUAAAGCUAAAAAUGAUACGAAGCAAUGUUGACAGAUUGGUGGACGCCGCUUUGCUAGGAUUGACUCCAGACCAGAUUGUUCUUUUCGUGCAGAAUUUUGGAACUCCAAUCAACUCAAUGUCCAAACUAUUGGCGCUUUUAGAUCGAGCAGUUAUAGAACAGUUCGAGUCGGUUAAUAACGCUAUCUUGCACAAAAAGUACUUGGCGCAGUUGAUUGAAAUUCAGCAGGCUCGUGGAGCGAAAAAUGGACACAUCUCUAUCCAAGCAUUGGAACUGGAUAAUCAGCCUGUGGGUGAUCCACCGAUGAUGAAUGUGACAGUCAUGGAACCCUUGCAAAUCGAUUUGAGCGAUGAUGAUCGACCCAGAACAACGUCCGAUCCGAAUAAACCAGUGUCCAAGACGAAAGAAAUCGAGGAAGCUGUGGAAAUAAUCCUUACACAUCCCGUCAUAAGCAAGGCUAACAAAGCCAAAUAUCGUAAACUUAUCGAACGCUUGAUAAGCUCCAACAAAACUGCUAAAUCACAAGAAUAUACAGCCAACAAGGUUGUGAACUACUUGGGACGACUGGUUAAAAGCUCACAGGGACAGUAUAUGGUGAAGAACUGGACACAGAACCCACAGAUGUGUUGCUUUUUCCGAUCGCUUUUUGAAGUUUCUCCUGAUAAGUUUGAAAAUCUCAACUAUUUUCUCCAUAUUCUGGACGAAAUCAUCAAGUACAUGAACCCAGCAUCAAACACUGUGUUACUGCAGAUUCUCGUUGGUAAACGGCAACAGCUUAUUAAGUUUGCCCAAAAAGAUCACUUGCAAAGCCAAACGCAACCCCAAAACUUGUACCACGCUCUGACCACGAACAAGUUGGCUGAAGUUGAAAGCAAAGGAAAACAACAGUUGCGCAAUACAAGCAACAGCAAAACAAUCAAUGUUAUUUCAACUCUUCUGACAAGUAAUGUCGAUGUGAAGUCCGAACACUCGGACAUGCAGUAUGACAACCGAGGUAUGCUGGUUGAUUGGUUAGCCAGUGCAGAUUCUGAACUGGUUCACGUGAACAAGGACCUACAGAUGGGACUGCUGUUUCGGCGAGGAGUUUCCGAUUACCGUCCUUAUCUGCUUUCGUUGAUGAGUAACGAAACUAGUUGGGCUACGUUGCAUCAGACUGUUGAAAUGCUAAUGGAUCGCUAUAAUGAAAAUUAUGAGCCAUCCUCGGUCCUCGAUUUCGUUGAAACAAUUACAAAAAAUCCCAAACUAUGGCAAGGACGUGACAAAGGUGUUCCUAAGCACGAACAAACUGAGUAUAUUGUUGUUCUUAGUGAACCACAAGUUAAAACUUUUAUUGACUAUAUACUAGCAGAGGCAGAUCAGGAAAAGAUAAGUCAAAGAGUAAAGCUUUUGCUGCAAUGUACAGAUGGUCAUUUAGAUUAUCUUAAGGCUAUGGUGGAAUACGCUGAUGGGAGCAAUCAUGCUUCGGCGAAAAAUUUCUUGCAACAGUUAUAUCUGAAUUGUCCUCCGAUGAAAUUUCUAAUGCCACAUAUCAAAUCGGUAUACGAUGCCGAUGUCCGUGCAGCGACUGGUUGUGUGGGCGACAAGUUUGCCUACUUCAUUCUGACCACUAUUGCCUGCUUGAACAAUGCUCGUGACGUGGAAAACCACCGUCAAACUUCGGCCGAAAUGGAACUUAUUGUACGUAAAUUGGCAGCAUCACAUCCCAUUCUACUUUUGCGUCAAUUAUCGGUAUUAUCAACGCUGUUGCAAGGUCGAGCGCACAUGGAUUUGAGCGUUCUGCGGGCUGAAUAUCACUUCCACUUGUUCCACCAGGUUAUGGGGAUUAUGGAACUACUACAACCGUUGAUAUUCAAUGAUAGCUACCAAUCUGGAUUGCAAAAUGCUUUGGACUGUUAUUUUGCACUUUUGAAAAAUCAUGGCAGCGUAAAAGAAACCUAUACCCUGAUUUAUCGUUUCAUGGAAUUUUUGCAGGCAUACAUCGGUGCUAAUCCAAACACUGCUGUUUGUUUCAUCCAAAAGCAUUCGGAUCUGCUGAAUGACCUUGCCCAACAGCAUUUCGAUCUUCAGUCUUUGCAGCAGUUGGUUCAAGGACUAUCAAUGUUUAAACAGCAAUCACUUCCUGCUAUUGAAUCGCAUCUCAAUGAGCCGAUGCCUGGUCCAUCAAAGGAACGUGACCUAAAGCCGGUGGUUGCUCAACAGUCGACAGUAGCCGUCAUGAUGCCUCCGUAUGUGAAAAACGAAAUAAUACCCUCACACUGGCCGGAACUGGUACACGCAUUGCGUUCUCGUGAAAUAGAAGAUAUUUCCUUGCCGCUGAACGAAGUAGAUAACUUAACGGUUAAAAGACCCGCGCUGCUCGAGGAAAUCUUUGACGAAAUAAUUCGUUUUGUGAUCCAUCCAUCAGCUACGGUGCGUGCAACGGCCCAUGCUCUGGUCGCGCGUUGGCUUAAGCAAAAUCCGGGCAAUUUUUCGACCAACAGUACGGCGCUAACAGCUUUCGUGCAAUGUCUGUACCACGAAGAUGUGGCGAUUGUGCAAAGUGCACUGGACAAGACAACCGAGUACACAUUGUGUUUGCAGGAAUACGCGCCGCAAAUUAUGGUAACGGUUUUCAACCUGGGUAUAAGCAGUAAAAUCGACACCUAUACGGCCCUCAGACGGUGUGUGCAGGCUAUCAAAAAACAACAUGCAUGUUGAUGGGGUUCAACUGAAGAAGAUAUGCGAGAAGCUAAUCAAAUGGAAACUGUUACGUUCGACCGAUGUUAUACAACACUUGAGCUGAAUGAAAUUCAAUACAAUAAAAGUCAUAUUCCGAACUUCUGUACGUCGAAUUGCUUGUGGAAGACUGCAUGUCCAAGUUAUAUGUGGAAAUAUUUUUUUUAAUUGAAUUUGGGAAAAUUAGCACAGCAGGUUAAAAAUCUUUGAAAAAUAGUUUUGAUAAAGUUUUCGAGUUAUAUUGUUCGGUAUUCUGUAUUCCAUUCAUUCAGGAUCUGUUUUUUCUGUACUAGUAGUGCGUCACCUAGGGUUUGAAGAUUUUUCGUCAAAGGAUUCAAAAUUCACGUCGGAAUCGGAAUCAUCCCUUCCGCCGCGGUCAUCAUCAGGAUCCCUUCUACUCAUCUUGGCUUCAUGCCAAACCUAACCUAUAUUUUUUUUUCUCUUGAAAAUCUAACCUAACCUUAAAUAAAAUCUUAAUUUACAGUAUAAUAAAUAUUUACAGUUGGCAGUUAUUAGAUAUAAUAAAGAAAUUGAUGGAACUACA
Uranotaenia lowii is the source of this 6904-nucleotide messenger RNA. It is a transcript of the gene IntS1, whose product is annotated as integrator complex subunit 1. The coding region runs from base 160 to 6342 and encodes 2060 amino acids. The transcript has 6 exons. Gene Ontology annotation, cellular component: integrator complex. Gene Ontology annotation, biological process: U2 snRNA 3'-end processing. The record is from RefSeq and is a predicted model, not a curated record. NCBI's taxonomy places the organism in Eukaryota, Metazoa, Arthropoda, Insecta, Diptera, Culicidae.